AUGCAUGUUUUGGGGGUGGGUGGGAAGAGUUGGCAAGUGGAUGGGAGAGGUAAGGAGCCGCGACUGGCGCCGGUGCAGCUGCGUGGCCGUGUUGGGUGCAGUGUUCGGUCGGUCGCCUGGCUGGUCGCGGGAGCAGUAGCAGACUGCUGGUGUCAAUACGGCUACUACACUACAUGGCUUCCCCUGCCUGCCUGCCUUGCUUGCUUGCCUGCUGCUGCUACUGCAGGUAGUCCAGCCAGCUGUGGCUGCCGUGGUACCGGUCCACCGGUGGUAGAUGCGGCAGCUGGCUAG
This is a messenger RNA of Hydatigera taeniaeformis, 291 nucleotides long. Lineage: Eukaryota; Metazoa; Platyhelminthes; Cestoda; Cyclophyllidea; Taeniidae. The record is from the annotation of a GenBank genome assembly.